Messenger RNA from Physcomitrium patens, 1523 nucleotides. The record is from RefSeq and is a predicted model, not a curated record. Lineage: Eukaryota; Viridiplantae; Streptophyta; Bryopsida; Funariales; Funariaceae.
GGAAUAUAAAAGUAAAUUAAAAAUCAAUACUAUGUACUAUUCACAUCUACGCUUGCUUAUUUUUUACUUGUGUGAAGAUUUUGACUUUAUUUCAACUCUUGUAGAGAAAACUUCCAAACUUCAAUGCUUAAUCAUGCACUUUUCAAAUGAAGAUUAUAUAGUUAAAAUUCAAAAAGAUACUAUUUUAAGAUUUUGGAAUAUUUUUGAACAUGAGGCUUUCAACGAAAUGCGUUGUCUUGUCCUUGAUAAUUGUAGCUUUCUUGAAUCUUUUCCAAAUAAUGUAUACAAAUCAUUACAAUUAACUGAUUUAGAAUUGGCAAAUUGUAUAAAUUUGAAACAGUUGACAACCAAUUUGUAUAACAUGACAUCUUUGGUUACUCUUUGCCUUAGAAAUUGUUCAUUAUUAGAAGAGUUUCCAAGUGGAUUGAAAAAUUUGGUAUCAUUGGAAUAUUUAUGUCUCUUUAAGUGUAAAAAAUUGAAGAACUUGUCGAAAGGAUUUGGAAGCUUGACAUGUUUGAAGAAGCUAUACAUGUACGAAUGUGAGGCUUUGGAAGAGUUUCCAAGUGGAUUGGAGAAUUUGGUCUCACUAGAAGAAUUGGAUUUCUCAAAGUGUAGAAAGUUGAAAAACUUACCAACAGGGUUUGGAAGCUUGAUAUGCUUGAAGAAGCUAUAUAUGUGGGAAUGUGAGGCUUUGGAAGAGUUUCCAAGUGGAUUGGAGAAUUUAGUUUCAUUAGAAGAAUUGACUUUCUCUAAGUGUAGAAAGUUGAAAAACUUACCAGAAGGAUUUAGAAGCUUAACAUGUUUGAAGAAACUAUACAUGUGGGAAUGUGAGGCUUUGGAAGAGUUUUCAAGUAGAUUAGAAAAUUUGGUUUCAUUGGAAGAAUUGGCUUUUUCAUUGUGUAAGAAGUUAAAAACCUUGAUAAAAGGGUUUGGAAGUUUAAUAUGUUUGAAGAAGUUAAUAAUGUAUGAAUGUGAGGCUUUGGAAGAAUUUCCAAGUGGAUUAAAAAAUUUGAUUUCAUUAGAAGAAUUGGAUUUCUCAAAGUGUAGGAAGUUGAAAAACAUACCAGAAGGGUUUCAAAGCUUGACAUGUUUGAAGAGGUUAAUUAUGCAAGAAUGUGAGAUUUUGAAGAAGUUUCCAAGUGGAUUAGAGAAUUUGGUUUCAUUGGAAUAUUUGGCCUUUUCAAAGUGUAGGAAGUUGAAAAACUUACCUGAAGGAUUUGGAAGCUUGACAUGCUUGAAGAAACUAAACAUGCAAGAAUGUGAGGCACUGGAAGAGUUUUUAAGUGGAUUAGAUAAUUUGAUUUCAUUAGAAGAAUUGACUUUUUCAAAGUGUAGGAAAUUAAAAACUUACGAGAAGGAUUUGGAAGCUUGACAUGCUUGAAGAAACUAAACAUGCGAGAAUGUGAGGCUUUGGAAGAGUUUCCUAGUGGAUUAGAUAAUUUGGCUUCAUUGAAAUAUUUAGAUUUUUCAAAGUGUAGGAAGUUGAAAAACUUACAAGAAGGGUUUGGAAGCUUGACAUGCUU